This is a messenger RNA of Callithrix jacchus (white-tufted-ear marmoset), 14885 nucleotides long. RefSeq names its product spermatid perinuclear RNA binding protein (gene STRBP). Gene Ontology annotation, cellular component: precatalytic spliceosome. Lineage: Eukaryota; Metazoa; Chordata; Mammalia; Primates; Cebidae. The record is from RefSeq and is a predicted model, not a curated record. Gene Ontology annotation, molecular function: single-stranded RNA binding; double-stranded RNA binding.
UUGCAGCAACUUGUAUGGAGCUGGAGGUCAUUAUUCUAAGCGAAGUAUCACGGGAGUGGAAAGUCAAAAACCAUAAGUGAAAGCUGAACUGUGUGUUCCAGAGAACAAGUCUUCAAACAUAUUUGCUAUAUUGACACUUAGCUGUCAGGGGACUCAGGCUUAUGAGGAGGUAUUGUUACACAAAACAGUGUCUAGUGAAGACGACAAGAAAGAGGGGAAAGGAUCGGAAAAAGAAGCUGAAAUACUAUAGAAAACCAUGACAAAGUCUUGCCCUGUCACCCAGGCUGGAGAGCAAUGGCAUGAUCUCAGGUCAUUGCCACCUUGCCUCAUUGCAAAGAUCUAUUCGAUCUUUUGCUAAUGAUGAUCGCCAUGUUAUGGUGAAACAUUCAACAAUCUAUCCAUCUCCCGAGGAACUUGAAGCUGUUCAGAAUAUGGUAUCUACUGUUGAAUGUGCUCUUAAACAUGUCUCGGAUUGGUUGGAUGAAACAAAUAAAGGCACAAAAACAGAGGGUGAGACAGAAGUGAAGAAAGAUGAGGCCGGAGAAAACUAUUCCAAGGAUCAAGGUGGUCGGACAUUGUGUGGUGUAAUGAGGAUUGGCCUGGUGGCAAAAGGCUUGCUGAUUAAAGAUGAUAUGGACUUGGAGCUGGUUUUAAUGUGCAAAGACAAACCCACAGAGACUCUGUUAAAUACAGUCAAAGAUAAUCUUCCUAUUCAGAUUCAGAAACUCACAGAAGAGAAAUAUCAAGUGGAACAAUGUGUAAACGAGGCAUCUAUUAUAAUUCGGAAUACAAAAGAGCCCACUCUAACUUUGAAGGUGAUACUUACCUCACCUCUAAUUAGGGACGAAUUGGAGAAGAAGGAUGGAGAAAAUGUUUCGAUGAAAGAUCCUCCGGACUUAUUGGACAGGCAGAAAUGCCUGAACGCCUUGGCGUCUCUUCGACAUGCCAAAUGGUUUCAGGCAAGGGCAAAUGGAUUAAAAUCAUGUGUAAUUGUCCUCCGCAUUCUGCGUGAUUUGUGCAACAGAGUCCCCACAUGGGCACCAUUGAAAGGAUGGCCACUAGAACUUAUAUGUGAAAAGUCUAUAGGUACUUGUAAUAGACCUUUGGGCGCUGGGGAGGCCUUGAGACGAGUAAUGGAGUGUUUGGCAUCUGGAAUACUACUUCCUGGAGGUCCUGGUCUUCAUGAUCCUUGUGAGAGAGACCCAACAGAUGCUCUGAGCUAUAUGACCAUCCAGCAAAAAGAAGAUAUUACCCACAGUGCACAGCAUGCACUCAGACUAUCAGCCUUUGGCCAGAUUUAUAAAGUGCUGGAGAUGGACCCCCUUCCAUCUAGUAAGCCUUUUCAGAAGUAUUCCUGGUCAGUUACUGAUAAAGAAGGUGCUGGGUCUUCAGCUCUCAAGAGGCCAUUUGAAGAUGGAUUAGGGGAUGAUAAAGACCCCAAUAAGAAGAUGAAACGAAACUUAAGGAAAAUUCUGGAUAGUAAAGCAAUAGACCUUAUGAAUGCACUAAUGAGGCUAAAUCAGAUCAGGCCUGGGCUUCAGUAUAAGCUCUUAUCUCAGUCUGGCCCCGUUCAUGCCCCAGUCUUCACAAUGUCUGUAGAUGUGGAUGGCACAACAUACGAAGCCUCGGGACCAUCCAAGAAAACAGCAAAACUUCACGUAGCAGUGAAGGUAUUGCAGGCAAUGGGAUAUCCAACAGGCUUUGAUGCAGAUAUUGAAUGUAUGAGUUCCGAUGAAAAAUCAGAUAAUGAAAGUAAAAAUGAAACAGUGUCUUCAAACUCAAGCAAUAAUACUGGAAAUUCUACAACUGAAACCUCCAGUACCUUAGAGGUAAGAACUCAGGGCCCUAUUCUUACAGCAAGUGGCAAAAACCCUGUAAUGGAGCUCAAUGAAAAAAGAAGAGGUCUCAAGUAUGAACUCAUCUCAGAAACUGGUGGAAGCCAUGACAAGCGCUUUGUAAUGGAGGUAGAAGUAGAUGGACAGAAAUUCAGAGGCGCAGGUCCAAAUAAGAAAGUGGCCAAGGCAAGUGCAGCUUUAGCUGCUUUGGAGAAGCUGUUUUCUGGACCUAAUGCGGCAAAUAACAAGAAAAAGAAGAUCAUCCCUCAGGCAAAGGGUGUUGUGAAUACAGCUGUGUCUGCAGCAGUCCAAGCUGUUCGGGGCAGAGGAAGAGGAACUCUAACAAGGGGAGCUUUUGUUGGGGCGACGGCUGCCCCUGGCUACAUAGCUCCAGGCUAUGGAACACCAUAUGGUUACAGCACAGCUGCCCCUGCCUAUGGUUAAUACUUUUAAGCAGUUUUCAGCACGUUUAUCUCACUUUAUUCUCGUUCUCCUCGGACCUUCGUAGCCAUAUCACUUGUAUAAAAUAGGCUGAGAUAUAGUGACUGUAAGCUGUGAUCUCAGUAUACAAAGGUAAGCUCUUUUAUUUUCUGAUUAAAGAGAAAAAUAAUUAACACAACAUGCAUAUAUGACAAUCAUAUAUGAUGUAUUUAAUCUCUUAGGUCAUAUGUCAUCGCAUUACCUUUAAAAAUUGUAUGGUCUAAAUGUAAAGUAGUUAUUUUUCAACAUUUGUUUUAAUAUCUUUGUAACAACUUUUAUUCAAGAGAGACAUUUCACUUACACUGAAUUAGAGAGAGAGAGAGAGAGUGUGUGUGUGUGUGUGUGUGUGUAGAAACUUAGGGAAUAACAUGUAUGUAAAUUACCCACACAUACCUGUUUAAGUAUAAGAAUUCAGUGAUAGGAACAGUUCCUCUAAUAAGAUUUUAAUGACAGGGCACUCUUUUGGCCAAAGCAGUGGAAUUUCCUAAGCAGCAAGGUUGGUAACAGUGCUGGUAGGAUCCGUCUGUGUGAGCUGUCAGACAGGCUGAGGAUCAAAGUGCCAAUUUCUCAAGGAGAGAAACCUCUCAGAGAAAUGAAAGUCUCUGAUCUGUGUUGUAUGCCCUAAUACAACAACAGCAAGAAGCCAUAAAAAAAAAAGCAAUAGAAAAUGAAAAAACAAAAACAAAAACAAAAUAUUAUGGUAACUAUGGAAAAGUAUAUAAUUGACUGGGUUAAGCUAAUUAUUUGCAGAGCCAUCUUUAGCAAGACUUGGGGUGGUGAAUAUCGAGUCUACAGAGACCAAAUAGACUUAAAGCAAUCUAUCUGUCUUUUCCAAGUUAGGUAGCUAGAUUAUUCAUUUCCCACCUUACUCAGCCAUCAUAGAGUUCAUUCAUGUAAAGAUGUGAGGGUUAGGCCAGAUAUUUAAAUAAAGAUUUGCUUCAUUUAGGUGUGUCCCAUAAAUGCAUUUUAAUUGUGUUAGAUGUUAUGUGCUAAGGCUGUAUUUGAUAUAUAUAGAUUAAAAUGAAUUUCAUGUUUCCUAUUUGUUUCUAAGUAGCAGUUUCUUUUGAUUACUCACUUUAAAGUUGCUGGGACAACUCUCGUUUUUUCCAUGCAGAAUCUGUAUGUACAUUGAAUGUGGCUCUGGCAUCUUUACAAGGUUGUACGAGGCAUAGCUGACUAGUACUGAGUGCAAUCCAGUCCUGCCGAAACAGCCCAGUGCCUAUCAGGUGCCAGGUCCUCUUCUGGGUACAAGUGAACAGAGGCUGUGACCAGUGGAAGCAUUUUAAUUUGGAGAGUCUCCUUGUUGUUGGAAUUGGGCCUAUUACAAAUAUCCUACUUUGAGAAACAAAUAUUUUGUUAACUGUGGCAAAAAAAUGUUAGCUUAGUUAUUAAUUAUAAAUUAUUUAAUAAUGUAGGCCCUCUGACAUCACCAAAAUAGGUGUGACUUGGAAAUUCACUCAUUUAAAAUAUUUCCCUGGCAGUUUGGAGAGCCUGAAAACCUACUCUGGUUUAUGUUCAUGGACCUCUGUCCAGUAAGUAAAUGUAAUGAAAUGAAUAACAAAGACUCCAGUCUUUUCCAAGUAGUUUUUAUAGUAUAGCAACAGACAAAGUGGUUAAACACUGAGUACGUUUUUUUUUUUUUUUAAAUGACAAAUGAGGAAGGUUUCACCCUUACUUCCCUGUUUCUUAAAGAUUUCAUUAAUAACUGGAGGAAAAUCUUCAGCGGUGACUUAGGGGAAAGAACUAAGGAGAUCCUGGCUGCCUGCCCUGCCUCCACCCAGCAAUUAGAUUUCUAGAGCCCUGUACACCAGGGACAUUAACAGCAGUUAAAGCUGAAAACAACCUGCUCUGUGAAUGGUCUUCCCCUAAUUCCCAUUCAACUUAUGCCAGUGCCUCCUGAGAGAGGGUUGGGGCUCUUUCUGAACCAUCCAGAAUGAGAAAUGUUCUGUGUUUUCAAACUCAUACUCUUCUACAGUCUGACGCCGUGCUGUCUAGUGACCACAGGCUUCUCAGUGUUAUUAGGAGUCCUGGAAAGGGGACGGGUGGUAAAUGAACAACAACUGCAGAGCCAGAAACUACUGCUGAGGUGGGUUUCAAUAUUGAUGUGUUUCUCUCUAGCCCUUGUUUACAGAGCACUGAGCUAGUAUUUAUAUAAGAAUGAGUCCCUUCCUUUGUUAAUAGCAUCUUCCUGAAAGACUGUUUUAAGUCAAGAAUUCCAGUUAGGUUGGUUGUAAGAAUAGAUAUCCUUUCCCACAUUAUCAUUUUAGGUAGGAGCUAACAGAUUCCAUUGAUGCUUUGAAGCAGCGAUCUUUGGAGGUUUUUAAAAAUAGUACUAUAAUGCAAAUUAGGUUAUGUAAGCUUUACAGCACAACUAGAAAUAGAGAAUAGAAACCAUGUGGGAAUCUGGGCCAAAGAAUUUCUCUCCCUCCAGCACAUUCCCAUGGGGCUCAGGAAUUAGAUGAGUUAAUACACAUAAAGUGUUUUGAACAGUACCUGGUGCAUAGUAAGUACUCAGUAAAUGUUGACUGUUCUUACCAUGGUUGGCCGAGGUGAGGAUGAAUGUGAAGAGGGCAAGGCUGUGCCAACAGGUGUUUGAGAGGCAGGUGCAGCCUGCUGAGGGUGGAGCUGUUUCGGUUCCUUGGUGCUGAUAGGUGUUGGCUUCUGCCAGGCUUUGGGAGAGGACUCCUGGUAUCUAGGGGUUGGACAAAGAACAGCCCCCAAAGACCUGGUGAGAGGUAGUGUGGUGAGGUUGCUGCAGAUCCAAGCUUAAGGAAAUCGCCGAUGUGUCUGUUACAGUCAUUAAAUUAUCAGCCGUCUGCUGCCAAGGGUUUGCAAAUACUUGUUUUUUUGUGGAGGAUUAAAGGGUGCAAGGGCUGAUCAUAGAAUAUUCACCUGCUGAGUCCAAGUGUCCACCCAGUGAAGUAAUUUUAAAGAAAGGUGUGUCAUUACAGCUGUCUCCGGAAUCUAACCUCGGGGACUUACCAGUGUUUAGUAGUUAGAAAGCAAGAAACUAUAAAACACAGAAAGGAAAGGAAGAAACUGACUUGUGUGCUUAAAAGGCUGUUGACUAGGAUGCUUCUCUGAAAAGCACUCCUAUAGCUUGUCCCUUAUAGUUUGCUUUGAUACUUUUAGGGGAAAAAAUCUACAUUUCUCACCAUAUGAGGCCUCCCUUCUGCCUAUAAAUCUUAGAGAAAACAUGUCUGCCCAUCUAUUCAUCUUUGUCUUUGUCCAUUUACUUAUCCAUUUAUCUGGACACAGUUGGGAAGUUGCUUUUCGAUAAGAGGAAAAUGGGUACGUGAUGCAACUGAUGCUGUUGCGUUAAGUAGAGAGUGUGCAUCUGUGUCUACAAAGACAGGAGCCUCUGCAGAAAGGUGGGCAGAUGGUAAGAGGUGAGCUAAGUGGGGAACAUAGAUUGAGCCCUCAGAUGCUCUAAGUUUAUCAAAACUGUGUGUAGCCAAGAACUGAGUGUUACCUUUAAGGAGGUAAAGAAGAUUUGCAUUGUAGUCAAGACGUUUUUCUUAAAUCUAAGAAAUAUGUGUAUAGCUAAUGCCCUGGCAAAAGUUAGUGUGUUCCUCCCAGAGGAGGCUGUUUGGUGGAAUCUUUGCCUCAUUCAGCCAGCAUUGAGGGAGGACUCCUUUUUUUUUUUUUGCUUUGAUGGAUCAGUUGUUAACAUUCUAAUUACUCCUUCUGAGGAGCGUCUUGGUCUCUCUUGGCAGAACUUUGUCGUUUCUUCAAAUGAACUGUGCCAUCCUGCUGGUGGGCAGGGUGAAGAUAGCUGCUGUUUACCCAGGCAGUUUCAGCACUGGACAAAAGCUCUCUCCAUUCAAGUGUCAGCUAAAUGCGCCAAGUAAUGAGGUGAAUAGUAGCCUCAGUUUAGGUCAUUUGGGGCAGCAGUAGAUUGAAGCAGCAGGAAGGGCAGGGGAAGGAGAGAGAGCGGCGUUUGUAUCUUGUGUGCCAGGCACUUGGACAUCCUUCUGUUUCUCCACUACUUUCUUGGAAGUAGUAGUAUCCCUAUUUUACCAAAGAAACUGAUGCUCCAAGUUACGUGCUAGACACAUUAAUGGAACCUAGCUCUGUUCUAAAGCCUCUUUCUGUUCUGUCAUGCUAUGGAUUAAACGGCUGGGGCUGACAGGAUGGGCUCUGCUGGAAGCCAAGCCCUCUGACUUGAGAUGACUCCAAAUCAGAAAACCUGGCCUAAAAAAGGGAUAUUUUCAUUUAAACUGAUCAUGAAGAAGUAUUUAAUGUACCAGAAAGAUAGACUGAACAACUGCAUUCAUCUGUAUAAACAGAGGAAGCAUUUUUAUUCAAAGUUUAUUUUUCUCUUUGAAUUUCAAUGAAAUCCUGAGGUAUGUUUUUUCACUUAGCUUAUCUUUUCUGAGUGCUUGUCUGUGCCUGGCCUGUGAUAGGUCAUGAGGAUGUCUUCAAUGAUUUAAGCCAGACUCUGAAGGCAGGCAGGUGAGGGUUCGGCUCACUGGGUACAAGGAAGAGGAGCAUAGAGGGGCAGCAGCCCAGGCUUGUGGUAUAAGUGCAAGAAGGUGUCCCUGGCCAAGUACUCAGCAGAGAUGGGGCAGUGGCAGACUGCAGAGGUUGGCUGUCAUGGCCACGCGUUCCCCUUGGAGUAGGCCUCAGGGCAGGCUGCCAGCCUGAAGUCCAUUGUGUUCCCUCUAAGUUGGACCCGUGUAUGGUAAGCCCUGCUUGGAUGGCUUUGGGGUCUCUAAUUGCUGCCUGUGAACCACUCUGCUGAACUUGUCUGAAAAUUCUGCUGCUGUAAACCACUUUACCAGCUUCUUGGCUAAUGAAUGACAGCUGGGUCUCUGCUUAGGUGUGGGUGGGGGUGUCGGGGGGUGGUGUGGUGAUGGGUGCAGGAUCCUUUUAGGGAAAGGUAUUCCUCACGCACCCCAGGUCAUCAUCUUUCUUGGCAGUUGACAAUGUUUCUGUGCACCCUGCUGUAAUCCUGGAAGGGAGUGGGAGAAAGGAACCUUUGAAAACUGAGGUGGUCGUGUUCUAGAGCGUGACUGUGUUGGGGAGACUGAGCGCCUGGCAUUCGUAGAACGCAGUACUCUCUCAGGUCCUUUCCCACUUGUCAUUUCAUGGCUUGCUCUACUGGUGGGUCUUGGAGAAGCAGCGGUGCAUAGACUGCUUUUCCCACUCUGCAGACAGGGAGACUGGAGCCCAGAGAUCUCUCCAAACCACCUGCUGGUUUGUAGCAAAACAUUGUGGCUCCUAAUUAGUUUUUAAACACAAGAAGAAAUAACAUUUCUUAGAUGUUUUUAGAGUUAACAGUAGCCCUUUCUGAGGAAUUAGUUUUGAAUUUCACCACAACGGUAGAAUUAGAAAUGUUCUCCUUUUACAGAUUAGAAAAUAGAUGCUUAAAGUGACUUGCCCCAAAUUAUAGCACUGUAAGUGGCAGCACUCAUGCAGUCUGAGGCUGUGCUCUGCGCAGGUGGUUUGUGUCGCUAGUGCCGGCCAAUGUUCUCUCUUCCAAGCCCAGGUGGCAGCAGUGGCUUCUCCCCUCUGUGAUGUGUUCUGCUCACCUUCCCUUCAGGAUUCUGGGCUAUCCCCUGUAUGUCUUGAAACAAAUCAAGCAAAAACCAACUCACAUCUCCCUGAUCCUUCCCCAGCCCUCCAAAAUCCAGACUUUCUGGACUCAUUCUUUUUCUGGUUCCUUUGUCAUGUGCUCCUGGGUAAGGUGACCAACUGGUUAGUCCUAGGACAGGCAGCCCAUUUUUUUGUUUUGUUUUGUAUUUUUUUGCCAAACAGUUGUGGUCAGUUUCCACAGAUGAUCAUUUUAUACUGAAAAUGAACCCUAUAAUAAAGUGCAAAUUCAGUGAUUGCCAUUUGGAGACCUCCUCAGGGGUGGGAGGGGGGUGGGGAUGUGCUGCUGGAGUGUGUGUUUUAUGUUCAGCCUCAUCCACGUUUUGGUUUUGGCCAUCCUCCAUUCCUGGCUAGGCCUUCAAACGUGCUCUAACCCACGGGAUCACCGUCACAGUAGCACAUUUUCCAGAGCAAUCUGGUGUUGGGAUCUCCUAGGAUGCUUCUGUCAUGUAGGUGGUCUUGGAAGCUGCUCAGCUCUCUAAAAUCCUUCAUUCCUGCAGAGGCUAUGUUAAAUGAAUAUGGUAGGCAUCAUCUGGGAGGUCAAAAACCUAUGGAAAUGGGCGCCUGGGGAACUCAGGAAAGCUGAAAGCACCUUGAAAUGAGGUGGACCAGAAGGUGGAGGCUGGUGAAGCGGAGACUUGGAGAGAACAUGGGCACUCCCGUCAGGUAUUUUUAAGAGAUUAUAUUUGUUGUAUGUGGUUCCAAAGAGUAAAAGACAAUUAUGGGACGCCAGUGGGCAAUUUGAGCUAACAUACACCGGGGAUGACAGAGCAAGUGGCCGUGGGAGAGCAGCUGAGGUUUGAUGGGAGCUCCCCGUUAUGGGCAUGUUCAAGCAAGAAGCCAGUUGUGUGGAUGGCGAAGAGGAAUUUCUUCUGUGGAAUGUCAGUUUAGAUGAACUCUGAUGUGGUUGGUGACACUGCCAAGACCAUGUCUCCCUUUUUUGGGCACAUAGAUUUAUAGAGAAAACAUUCACUGUCACCUACUGCUUUUUACCAGACUCUGUGUUGGGGGAGAAGGAGCAGUUGGAGAAAAUGUCAAAAUUUGCAGCUUAGACAACUGAGUAGAAAGUGAAAUCAUUGACCCAGAUGGAGAGUACAGGGAGGGGGUGAAAGAUUUUCAGGGGAUUUGGACAGAAUGAGAGUCCUCCUCUGUGCAGGGAGAAAGGCUUCAGCGGGUCUCCCCCUCCCUGCUAGGGAUGCUCCUCACUGGCCCUGGGCUGGGGGCUGGCACGCCCAUUCCCAGGUCUCCCACCGAGUGCAGGAGAGGAGCCAGGCCUCAGAAUGGAAGUGCUUAUUGAGUAACUUACCAAGAGUUACAGGCUUCCCAUUGAGACAGAUGGGGGAUGCCCAGGAGGGGAGUCAGGAGAGGCCUGGCGUGCGCAGAGAGAGUGCACCCACUUGGAGAGCAUGAAGGGCCUUGCUGGGGAAAGUGAAAUGGUUAGCAGAGUGAAGUGGCAGGUGGGACACAACAAUCUGCAGCCAUUUCUUGAAAGGCCCUGGGUGCUAUGUCCUUGAGUGAUUACUAUCAUCCACGAUGGUGAGAGUUCAGAGGGUGGAUUGGGACAGUUGGGUAGCCAAGGACCAGAGUCAGGAGCACUGAUGAGGAAGAUGCUGUUGCCAUCAGGCAGGCAAGGCAUGAGGGAUGCUGAUGGAUCACGGCAGCAGAGGGAUGGUGAGGCAGGAAUGGCAUCUCCUCACAGGCCGGGUUCCUCUGCCAGACUGGGUAGGGACAGGAAGAUGAUGGCCCCCAACCCUGGGCCAAGGAACAACAGCACCCAUCCGGGGGAGGGAGACCUGCUGGAGUACUUCUCCUGGACCACUGCUCAGUGGGCAAUGGAGAGAACAAUAGUGUCUCUGACCAGGAUGGGGAAGCACAGGGGAAUAGAGGAAGAUACUGACGGGCAUAGAGGAGAUGGAACGGAGCGAGGGCCAUCUCCACCUGGCUAGGAAAUGGGGGCUUUGUAGGCCACACUGCAUUGUGCUGGAGAGCUCCAGCGUCUCUGUUGUCAGUGGGUAGGGAGGGACUUGUAACCUUUCAGCAUCUUCAUCCUUUCCCUGAGUUUCUACCGGCCUGGGCUCUCCAGCCAGGAGUCACAGGUACCGGCUGGUUGUUCAUGCUGAGGCCUUCUGCUUGGCAAAAAGUUAAUCCAUUUUUAACCUAAGCAAGGGUUGGAGCUUGUUGGAUUCAGCAUCUGUGGAACACAGUCUUCAGCCUGUGUGAAGGUGUGGACAUUGCUUCCAAAGUUCUUUAAGGGAGGGAAAAGACCAUGAUAUUGUGAGAUGACCGGAGGAUUUGUUUCGGGUGUCAGUUUUGUGUCUGUCCCAGUGUUGCCACCUUUGCUUCAAAAUGGAUGGGGAGAACUGAAGUCCAGUGUGGGUUUCUGCACCUGUUUUCUACAGCGCUGCUGGGGACUGUGGCUCAGGUGGCAGCUGUGGAUACGGAUCCGGUCAGCCUUUGGGUGGCCAGAACUCCAGGGCCAGGUGUCUCUUAGCUGCAAGCAGCCUUGACUGUUACUCAGCAGGCCACACAAAUCUCACCUCCAAAGAGGUGAAAGGUGAAAAUAUAUGGUAAUUUAAAUAUAAAGGACUUGUGUCUGCAAGUCCUUUCUGUCAAGGGCCGGAUAGUAAGCAUUUCAGACUUUAUGGAGCAUGUGCUCUCUGCUGCAACUGCUUAGCUCUGCCAUUGAAGCACAAAAGCAGCGCUUCACUUUCACAUACACAGGGCUGCAGCUUGCCAACCCCUGCAAAGUAAGAGGCAUUUUGCUGAAGCUGGCUGUAUUUCGCCAACCCCUGAGACAUGACUUGCCUUUUGGCUUAAUCAUGAUCCACCUCCCCACAGAGGCUUUCUGAGCAUCUCUUCUGUGUGAACGCUGACUCAAUGCACAGGGCGAUGUAGUUCCUGCCCAUAUGAAACUUGGGUUUUGAGUGACACGUGGGACACUGAAAGAGGAGAGCAGGUGGCUAAAGAGCAUAAUACAGAACAGGGCUCAGGGAAGUCCAAGGUGACAGGGUCUUCAAGAGAAGGGCUGAGGUGAGUCAGGAAAGCCCCGAAGGCAGGCUGCUCUGGAGCAGGGUCUUAGAAGAGGAGUAGGCUGCGUCUCCAGGAAGGGAAACAGGACCAGGCAAUGGGUGAGAUUGUGUCCGACAAUGAGAACUUCUGCAUAGUCACACAGGCAUGUGGGGUCCGCUGGGAAAGGGCCAGGAGGGUGGACUGGAUUCUCCAGGCAGUAAGGAGCCAUCAGACAGUUGUGCUCAGGAGGGUAAUGUGAUCACAAAUGCUGAUUAGAAAUGUCACUGGCUAUGGAGGACCAUGUCUGUGGUUAUAAAUUAUACUUUCAGUUUAGUCUGGACUUUUUGGUCAAGGUAUUUUUGGUACUGGAGUGGGAAAGAUAGGCCCAGAGAGCUGGGCAGAUUUUCUGACCACUGGCUUAUAUUGGGCAGUGAGGGCCCCACCUUUAUUUUGACCUGGCAGAGCUUGACAGAAUCUUCCUUCUUCAGGCUUUUUCUCUCCUGCUAUCCUAAAGAUCAUUUACAAGGGCAGGAUAAACAAAGAUUCUGUCUCCAAAGUUUGGCUUGGGGCCUCCUCAGCAUAUGAAGGUAAAGGGGCGAGGACAGGCUGCCCCUUGCUUCCAAAUCAAGUCACAUGGUGGGAAUGCUUUAUGGAACAGGUUGCUUCCUUUGUACAUGCCCUUGGGCCCUUGGCCAGCAGGCCUCAGAGAAGCAGAGAUGCUAGCCUCUCCUCUCCAGAGGCUGCCAGCUACUAAGGGAGGGUGAAGCGACUACUGCUGGGGGUAGACUGCUCUGGGCUGGGCCUGACAUCAGGUGUAGGGAGAUAGAGGUGAAUCAGACAUGGUGGCUGCACUGAGGAAUGCUCAGUGUAGCUGGGUGAAGAAAAAACCCACAGAUGUUUAUAGCACUGUCUGCUCUCCAGUCUUUCCUCUUACAGGGGUUUCUAGGCACGUCGAAGGGAGCUUCCAUUCAGAGCAUUGGAGAGGUGCCAGGGACGUGAGCUGCUGCCAGUUGGACAUGAACGAAAGCUGGGAGUGGCUACUGUUGCUGUGCAGUGGCAGCAGCACAGUGUGCGUGGUUGAAGGGGUGGGUAGGGCUGGAGAGGCAGGGCCCAAUACAAGUGCCUCUGCAGGUGCGGAUUCGGUGAAGCCCAGCAGCCCUGUGGGGUAGGUGAUCAAUGCAGCUCAGAGAAGGGAAGGUCCUUGUCCCCACCUGCCUGAGCUGGUAGGUGGUGGCCCGCUUCACACAGCUGUCCCAUGAUGCUGAGGAAGCGGGAGCAAGCCUGGGCUGGCAUCUCUGCACUGUGAACCCCCUUUCACAGGCCAACCUUGUUUCUGGCCCUCUGGGACAGAGUCAGGAAGUGAGGACCACAGUGCUGCCCUAGCACAGUCGGGCCAGGUGUGGGGAAAGGCAGGAGGGAGGUGUGCUGUGCUCUGACCAGCCUGGAAGGACCUGGAGAGGCAGGAAGCCACUGAACACUUAAGGAACCGGGUGCUACUUACUCUCGAUGAAGUUGUUUUGAUUGUCUCUGAGAAUCUGGUGAGGGGUACAGAAGGAGGAGUUGCCCCAGGUGGCUGCUGUCUUUAGACUUGCCGGGCUCCCUCUCGUUUGGAAGUGGCUCUCGGAGUUUGCUGCCUGGUUCUCCUCUUAUGGGCAUAGAGUGCUCUCAGGCUCUGAUGGUAGGUGUGGAACUUCUCAGGUCUAAGGAGCACCCUUGUAAAUUCUAGAGGAGUUUCUGGGUUUAUGGAAGGGAAAGUGACAAACUGGAGCCUGGCAUAGAUGGAUGUCGGGUAAAGAGAAUGCAGCUGUCCCUGGCUGCGGUGCCAGGUGUGGCCUUUCAUGUGGCAGCCAGUCAUGGGCAGUGGCUGCAGCUUCAUAGGAAGGCUCUUGUCUGUCAGGCAGUGUAGUUAGUUACAGACCAGAGCCUUGCCAGAGCCAGCCCUGCCCCCGCCUAUGGGCACAGGCGCUUUACCAUCUGUGCUUAGGGAAACAUGAUGGUCAGAAAGUUUUCUUGACUCUAACCUAAAUAUUUCUGUUUUUGCAAGUCAGAUUAUUUUAAUUGUUCAUGGAUAUGGAUCAAGAAUAGGAGUUUAAGGUAGCUAGGGAGGCGGUAAGAAGUUCCUUUUCCACCCAUAAUUUACAAGUUGUGUUUUAGGUUCCCAGCCUCCUUCCUCUGUUCUGGGUAGCUCCUGCUUUCCACCCUUAGGGAUUCUGGUGUGGUGGGUCAGUGGCAAGACACUCAAUCCAGACACACACAUUUCCAAGGCACAAAGAUGUCACUUACCAAGCCUUCUGGUGUGCAAACACCACUUCUCUGGCGCUCGCAGGCUGCAGCCCUGACCCCCAAGAUAGUGAUGGUGGCCAGUGCAUGAGGUAUGAUUUGGAAGUAGCCAGGCAAGGCCUGGUUGCAAAAAUACCUCUUCUCUCCCCUGACUGUAAAAUAGGCCAGAGGUGCUGCUGUUAGACGCACCCCUCUCCCUACCCCAAUCACUUUUCAUGCUCAGGCCAGCUUUGCAGUCAGGUUCUGUUCACUCCGCACCCCCAUUUCUUAGAUGGGGUACUGAGCACUGCUUUUCCCUUAGCUCAGUUAAUAUGGCAGCUUCUCAGGGAUGGGACUUACCAUGGCUGUGGGAGAUGCUUUGCUAAUGUUUAGUACCUUUUCUGGGGAGGAGGGCUCAUUUUUAGAAACUCUACUGGGGAGCCAAAUUGUAGGCAUCCGACCAGAGGGCCUUGCUCUCUCCUCCCAGGAAUCAAGAGUAGCUCUGGCUCUCUGGGAAGCUGUCUCCAGCCUCCAGGUGGACAUCCUUUCCAGCAUACCAAGGCUUAUGGAGGCAAAAUGAAAGCUGGUCCACAUGGGAACUCCCUGCUUUUGUCCUUUCCUUGGGCAGACACUGUACAGUUUAACCCUUAGCGGUGUUUAUCCUUUUUCCACAAAGCAUCUUUGGACUCAGGCCUUUCAUCCUGGACCAUCUGUCUGGCCUGUUGUGCUGAACCUUUGGUCUCUCUCAGUGGCUGGUUGGUCCCAGCCACUUCUUCACAAGGUUUCCUGAGGUAACCAUAAAUUAGGGCAGUUGUACUUCCAGGAACAGUGAGGUUGAUGGGCCUGUUCCCAAGGGUGCUUUGGCAGGGGGUGCUGGGAAGGGGCUGGCCUAGGGUCAAGUUCAUCAUACCAUUAGCCCUACAGCCCCAUGCCUUUGUGUCCUGGCUUACCUGCCUUGUAGUGGUCCUGCAGGAGUGGAGCCUGUAGGACUUGCUUCUUGCACGCUCCAAGGAGAACUCUGUCUGGGAAGGAGGUGGGAAGUGCAGCCAGUCUGGACCUGAAGCCCUCACACUAAGGAGUAAGGUAGCCCUGCUCCCCAGCCCUUCCUUAGCCCCAAGGGUUGAGGGAGUCAGGAGAAGGCUGAGCAGAGUCAUGGAUAGAAAACCUUUCCCUACUGCACGGUUACACACAUGACAUUGGACUCCUGGCUGUAGCUCACUCUGGUCUAGUGAAGACCAAGUUAGUUUUUAGAAAUCUAAAAUAUCUAUCAUGUAUCUAUUUACUGUGUUUUUCUGAAUACUCAAGUGUAAAUAGUAUAAUUUGCAGUGCAAAGUCCUUGGCAAUAACUUUGUGUAUCAUGUUUAAAAAUACUGGAAACCGUGACCACCAUGGACUGUUCUUCCCCUCUGAGGCAAUUAUUACAUGUAGGACUCUGAACUUUAAACCUUCAGCGUGACUGAAGCAGCAGCCUGCACAUGUGGAUGGUCAUCAGUGCCUCGCCCAGAAAUGCCUGGCCUUCAUCCAAAGGGACCCUGCUGCCACGAGUCCUCCAGGCAGCACCCACACUGUGGCUCCUUCGCACUGAGUAUGUUGGACUCUGCCAUAGACUGACCCUCUUGUCUGGCUGCUGCAGUUUGUGUGUAAUGCCCUGACAUGUUGCAUUUUCCCCAUUUGGAUAAAUAAAAACAAAUGCUUCUGUCACACACA